This is a messenger RNA of Alternaria metachromatica, 1641 nucleotides long. RefSeq lists its product as uncharacterized. The transcript has 5 exons. Gene Ontology annotation, biological process: zinc ion transmembrane transport. Gene Ontology annotation, molecular function: zinc ion transmembrane transporter activity. Gene Ontology annotation, cellular component: plasma membrane. The record is from RefSeq and is a predicted model, not a curated record. The coding region runs from base 1 to 1641 and encodes 546 amino acids. NCBI's taxonomy places the organism in Eukaryota, Fungi, Ascomycota, Dothideomycetes, Pleosporales, Pleosporaceae.
AUGAACUGCCCUUCCAGAACCGAUGACGACGUGCUUUGGAACCCCGGAUGGAACCAGAAUCCGCCACGUUUCGCUGCUGAUUUGACGACCUGCGAGGAUCUGAACGGCAUCGCGAACGCAAGAGAAUUGGGAGAAGCAGAUCGGCUGCGCAGCGGCACGCGGAAUUUGCGGCGGUGUGAACUCGACGAAUUCAAUGGCCAAGAGAUGGAGAAGAGAAAGCCAAGCCACACUGGCGAGGGUGUCAAAGGGUCUCCAAAAGGACCUUGCACCCGAACAAUCGCGCACGUGAGCGAGCACCAAGCUGGCCUCACCACCACUAUCUUCAGCUGGACAAAGUGGCUGGUAUCGGUAAUCUGCACUUCGAUGCUGAUCUCCUAUGCUACCGGAAAUCUGUCCACGCCCAAGUUUUUCUUACCAAAAGGCCCGACAAACCAGCGUCUUCCCAGGCGAAGUACCUGCGAAGAUGGCAAAGCUCAGCCCAACUACGAUCUGGGCCUGCAUGUCGCCGGCCUUUUCAUCAUUCUUUUCGUUUCAGGCACUGGAUGUGCCUUCCCAAUGCUUGUCCUCAAGUUCCCGCGGCUGCGCAUCCCACCUGCCUUCCUUUUCGGCGCGAAGCAUUUCGGCACCGGUGUCUUAGUCGCGACUGCCUUCGUCCAUCUACUUCCUACCGCUUUUGGCUCACUGAACGACCCCUGCCUGUCGAGCUUUUGGACAACCGAUUAUCAGGCUAUGCCGGGCGCGAUCAUGCUAGCUAGCGUUUUCUUCGUCACCCUAAUCGAAAUGAUCUUUUCUCCAGCCCAACAUGUCUGCGGCGGUAACGAGGGUGCGGAGGCUGUGUCUCGCCGCAAGGAAGAACCGAAGACUGAGAACGAAGCGCCUGCUCCACCGCAAGCAGCAAUGCAGAGAACCUACUCGGAUACCAGCAUGCGAGUCCGCGAUCUAGGCGUCUUGCGUGGAAGAGUCGGGAGCAUUAGUAGAACGCUCUCCCGGUACCGUGAGGAUGGCCAGCGACUCGAUGCCAUUGAAUCUGUGGGCGGAUCUGAAGCGGAAACCCCGGGCGCCCGUAGCAAAGAAGCAAACGACGAGUAUGCUAUCGAGGAGGACCAAGAAACCGGGGAGCACGAUCACGUCCUUACGCCUGAGCAAAUCCACAAGAAAGCCAUAAUGCAGGUGUUUCUACUAGAAAUGGGUAUCCUGUUCCACAGCAUCUUUAUUGGAAUGUCGCUCGCUGUUUCAGUUGGUAACGAUUUCACCGUGCUACUGAUCGCUAUCGUAUUUCAUCAAACCUUCGAAGGCCUAGCACUCGGUGUACGUAUUGCCGACAUCAAAUGGAAGCCACGCGCUGCACAGCCUUGGCUUAUGGCUCUCGCUUAUGGUUGCACCACACCCGGCGGCAUGGCAAUUGGCAUAGCAACGCACACUUUGUACUCGCCCGACUCUGAAGUCGGUCUUCUCGUCGUCGGUAUCAUGAACGCUAUCUCGGCUGGUUUCCUCGUCUUCGCCUCGCUUGUGGAACUCAUGUCGGAGGACUUCUUGAGUGAUGAGAGUUGGAAGGUGCUCAAGGGCAAGCGCAGGGUGUAUGCUUGUUUGCUUGUGUUCCUUGGGGCCUUUUUGAUGAGUUUGGUGGGAGCUUGGGCGUAA